AUGACGCAGCAGCAGGCGCAGCAGAUGAUCAACAAGUUCCGCCAGUCGCGCGUGCAGGCCGAGUCGCAGGCAAAGAUGGCAGAGGCGGAGCUUCGGGAGACGAAGGCCUUCGAGGACCUGCUCCCAGACCUCAGCCAGAAGUGCACAGCAGCUGAGGAGGCCAUCGAGAAGGCGAUAGCCACCCACGAAGCCAUCGCUGCCUCCGGGGAAGCCACGAGCCAGGUCUCCUCGAGCGUCGAGGAAACCGAGGUGGCCGUGAGGGAGGCGGAGAAAGCAGCCAACGAGGCCAGCGUGCUGCUUCAGGCUAAGAUGAACCUCAUCCGCCGCUUCGAGUCGCCCAAGGUUCGGGACUACGCGUCCCAGGAGCUUCAGAAGAUGCAGCAGAAGCUGCAAUCUGCGCAGAGCAAGCUCCAGCCUUUGAAGUCCGUGCGCCAAGAGCUCGCCCAGAGGGUGGUGGCGCAGCAGGCGGUGAAACAAAUGGAAGAGAAGCUGGCUCCGCUCGAGCAGGACGUCACGGCUGCGGAGGAGUUAGCGGCCCCUGUGAGCAGCGGCGAAGCCACAGAGGAGCAACAGGCCGCCGCCGAGGAGGCGAUCCAGAAGGUGCAGGACCAGCUCGAAGCGCUCAAGCGCUUCUUUCAGAUGAAGAAGCACCUGGCCACAGCGGCCAAGGAGCUGGACGCUCCGGAGAAGCGUCUUACCGAGAUGGAGACCAAGCUGGCAGCGUUGCAGGACACGAAGCGCCAGAGUGGUGAGAGGCAGGCGCUGAAGGUCCUGGCGAAGGACGCCGACCAACGACUCCAUGUCUUGACGGAGGCACUGGAGAAGGUGGAGCAGCUGCAGGCCCCUUUCAGCAGCGAGGAGGAGCUGCCGGCAAGCAAGGCCUUGGAAUCCCUCCGUGUCGCCGAGGGCCCCGUGACUGCCUCCGGAACUGCUGCCUCGAUCGCCAAGAUCUUCCUGAUGGUGAAGAGUGUGGAGGUAAACAGCUUCUCGCCGCUGCUGGCGGCCGAAGGGCAAGCCAGGAUCAAGGAAUUCCAGAUCCAGCUGCAGGAGCUGGCGAAGCGCCUGGCGGACUUCAAAGCCAAGGCGGCCGAGAGAAAGAAACUGGCCUACACACAGGAAUCGGAGCGCUUGGUCAAGAAGUGCGAAGAUCUGGCGGUGCAGGUGGAGCAGGCUGUUUCUGGCCUCGCCGACGACUCCAAGCUGUCGUCCCUACCGACGGAGGAGAUUCGUCAAGCUCAGACGGCCGCUGCGAAGGCGGAAGACGAGGGCACCCUCGCGGUGCAUCAGGCCAAGUCUGCCCUUAUGCAGUGGCAGAAGGAGGAGAACGCUGCCGACUGCGCGCAGGCACACGCGGAGCUGCACGAGCGCGUGAAUAAUGCGCGGAGCGCCAUGACCAAGCAUGCGCGCGUGGCCCUCAGUGUGGACAAGCGGAUGGAAGCUUUGCAGAUGGUCGAAGAGAAAAUGGCGAAGAUGGCGGAGCUGGAAGCGCAGGCUGCGCAGCUGUCGGACAUCGUGGCGAAGGUCGGUGAAGCUGACGCCGAUGUGGGCCUGCUGCAGAAGGCGGAAGAAGCUGUCAAGAUCUUGCAGUGGGAGGUGCGGUCUCAGUCCAGACAUGUGGACAACCAGCUUCAAUCUCGGGACGAGGCCCAGCGCGACGUGGCCGAGAAGCUGCGGACUCGGCUCAGUCCGAUCCUCGAGCGCGUGGACGGCGCUCAGUCUGCCCUGAGGACACACGCAGAUCGCGCCUUGGUCAAGGCCUCUGGGGAGGAAGCCAACAAAGGAGUCGAGGACGUUGAGGCAUCCAUCAAGGCAGCUGUCGAAGCAGAGGAGGCUUUUCAGAAGGCGGCCUCGUCCUCCGAAUCCGAGGGUGCUACCGCCGCGCUGGCUGCGCUGGAGGCGGCCAUCAAGGUUGCGAAUAGCGCGAUCAACAGCACCAAGUCCAUGUUGGGAGUGAAGCGGCUAGAUCUGAAGCGCUUGUCUCCAGAUCUCACGGCCUCUACCCUCGAGGAGCUGGAUAGCCUUCAGAAGCGCCUGGACGAUGGCUCGACGAAGCUGGCGCAGAGCAAGAAGGUGGUGGCCGACCACCAGAGCGAGGUCCAGAAGAAGGAGCUCGAUGUGAAGCUGAAGGAAGCCACCGACCUCUGUGAGACCGCGCGGCAGAGCUGGGAAAAGAUCUCGGAGGACAUGCCCGCGGAGCGCAUGCGGACCGAAUGCCGACUCGCAGGCACGCACAUCAAGAAGGCCACGGACGCCGUAUCGCACCUCGACAGGCUCGUGGCAAGCCGAUAUGGCGAAAUCCGACGGCUACGCGAGUUGGAAUCAGACAACGCUGCCCUCGCGGAGAUGCAGGGCAUCAUGAAGCAAGUCGAGACAAUGAAGGCGGACCUGGACAAGCUCAGGGGACAGCUCCGUGAUGUUGAGCUGAAGAGCGCGGGACAGCGACUUGCGAAGGAGUCGGCGGAGCUUGUGGAGACGCUGGAGAAGAAGAUGGUGAGCGCCCCAUGUUCUACCGAUGGCGGGACUGUUUGGAGGGCCUCAGAGAUAGGAGGCGCUGAGGAGGCUUCCGUGCCCCUCUUCGACGACAGCGUCGAUCUCUCUGCCGCCGUUUUCCUGAAGAGCAUCAUCGAGGCUUGCCAAGAGAGCCUCAAGCGCACGAACGAGAGCACGGAAGCCCUCGUAGACAAGCUGACCCUUGCUGACGACAAGGAGAAGGUCUCGGAGGACAAGUUCAUCUCCUGCCUCGCCUCGCUGCCGGAGCUCCAGGCCAAGGAGGACGUGCCUCUCUACUCGGCCGAGGAAUUGAAGUCCGCCUACCGGUGCCUGAUGCCCCCACGAAGCGAAGAAACCCAGGUGCCGAAGGCAAAGCUCAUGGACGUCCUGAAGAAGAGGUACGUCUGCGUGCACCCGAUCACCAUCACGGAUAGCUUGGCCAUCAAGGGUGGCAAAACGGUGCGCCGCGUCUCCCCGAAUGAGGCUCUGGAAGCCCUGGCGGAGCCAGCAGAGGACACAGCCUCUGGCCUUCAGCGGGUUCGCGUUAAGGCGGAGAAGGAUGGUAAGGAGGGCUACGUCACCCUGCAGGCUAUCAAUGGCACCACUUUUGCACAGCCGUUCUCCUCCCACCAGGUCAUCACGCUCCGCGUCGAGUCGUCCAUCGAGGACAUGAGCGAGGCCCUGAACACCACGGCCAGACUACUGGACGCAAAGCUGCAUGCCACGAAAGGUUCGGGCCCAUCCUUGCCAGACUUCAAGGAGCUGCGGCCUCGAAUCGCUUCGGUCCAGAUGGGCCUCAACACGAUGAGGAAGAAGCUUUCCGAGACGAAGAGGCUGCUGCAAAGCAUCGAGCAGUCGGAGAGCAUGCGGAAGCAAGAGGCGCUCGACCGGCACGAAGCAGAAAAGAUGACCUCACACGCCAAGGCCCUCAUGGACGUGGUGCGGCCGAAGCUCGAGGAGGUGAUCCCGACUGCUGAAGCCUUGCUGGAGGCCGGCGUCACCACUGAGACCGCCGAGGCCCUGAUCAGCUCGGAGAAGGCGAUGCAGAGCCUCUACGAGGCCAUCGUCGACACGCGAAAACAGCUCGAGCAGGACAAGCAGACGGUGAGAUACGUGCGGCAUGGGCCCCUUCUCCAGGUGUGGGAUGUCGCGGCCGGAUAUCUCAACGAAAUUUGGACACCGGAGGAGAAAAGCCAGCAGCUGCUGCAGAUCCUGCAGGACAAGCGGAAGAAGCUGACGGCUGACGCCCAGAGGGCUGUGGCAAAUGCCAUCCGGGAGGCCGCACAGAAGGAUGGUCUCGGCGUCGAGGCUUUCUUCGAGAAGCUGCGCAAAGAGAAAGCCACAAUCCCGGUUCAGGAGCUCUCGAGCUACGUGGGCACUGCCUUGCAGGCCAGUGAGAUCCAACUCGGACUGGAGCGAUACGAGGCCAGCGGAUUUACGAAGCUCGGCCUCACCCUGCUGCUGCAGGACUACUUGAAGUGCAUCAAAGAAGUUGCCAUGACCGACUUGUUCGAUGUCAAGGAUGCCAAUGCAAAGACGGUGAAGAAGCUGUCUUUCGGUGACAUCUUAGAGGUCCUGGAGCCCGCGAAGAAUGACGAAGCCGGCAUGACCCGUUACCGCUGUCGCGCCUUGAGCGACCUCGCCGAAGGUUGGGUGUCGCUGAAGGGAAGCGCCGGGACCGCCUUCCUGGAAAGGUGUGCCAAGCCAUUCCUCUGCUGCCGGGAGGAGCUUUUGCUUCAGGGUGCCUUCGAGGCGACCAGUAAUGAGGCGGGCAAGCUGCACGCCGGGCAAGUCGUAGAAGUACUGGAGGGCCCCAGGAGGGAACCGGCCACGGAGUGCCUGCGGAUGAAAGGAAGGGCGGUGAAGGACGGAAAGGUUGGCUUCAUCACGGUCAAGGAUGCUGCCGGCAAUGACUUGAUCGAGUCCAUCAAGGUCCUUGUCUGCAGAAUGGGCACCACCCUGACGACAGAUCUUGACGUCAGCUCCAGCAAGACCGUGAGGAAGGUCGAGAUUGGUGAAGUCUUUGAGGCCUUAGAAUCGGCAAAAGAAGACGAGAAGCGCAAGUUGUCCCGCGUCAAAGUCAGGACUUGGAGGGACGACAAGGAAGGCUGGGUAACCCUCACCGGAAACUCAGGCACGACCUUCGUCGAGGAGAGCGAGCAGCAUCACAUAGUGAAGAAGACCCUUCCCCUGGAAGCUGGCUUCAAAAGUGGGAGCGCGCAGAUCCGGUUAUUGGAGGAGAAGGAGGUCUUCGAAAUGCUCGAAGCGCCCAAGACGGAGAAGAAGGAGGGCGACCAGCGAAUGCGCGGACGCCUCGCAGACAAGUCCGAAGGGUGGUUCACCCUGUCCAAGUUCCUGACCCCUUGGUCGCCGAGAUAUCGCUGUACCCGCAGCAUCGACCUCACGGAGAGCCUGGGCGCAGACGGCGCCGUCGUGAGAAAGCUCCACUCCGGCGAGCUGGUGGAAGCCUUGGAGCUACCCCACUUCGAUGACGCGCAAGGCGUCGUGAGAGUCAGGGUACGGGUGGAGAAGGACAACACCCUUGGCUAUGCGACCAUCCGGGAGCAGCAGGCUGUUUAUUUGGAGGCUUUGGCGCCUGAGAAGCCACGCGAGGGGUAA
Symbiodinium natans is the source of this 5109-nucleotide messenger RNA. The record is from the annotation of a GenBank genome assembly. NCBI's taxonomy places the organism in Eukaryota, Dinophyceae, Suessiales, Symbiodiniaceae.